UUUCUUGAACUAUAGCUUCAGACCCUUUGUUCACUUCUUUCAGACAAAAUAUCAAACAGAUAGAGUGCAACAACAAAACCCACCUCAGAUUCAUCACCACUAUCCCCUACAGUCUUGUUGGAGGAAAGAAAAAUUGGGUCUUUUUCUGUUUCUUAAACUGUAGCUUCAGUCCCUUUGUUGAAUUCUUUCAGGCAAAAUAUCAAACACAUAGAGUGCAACAAUGAGCUGACAUUUUGGGUCAAUUGGUGAUGAUACAGAAAGAGAUUACUUUGUUUAUACUCAAUGGGAAGACGACAAAUUAAUGGUGGUGUUGAUUUUUGGGGAAUUGUGCCACCGCCGAGUAUGGCUCCGGCAGAAGCAAAUGGUGGGCUAGAAGGAGAAGAUCAUUGGAGAAACUUUGACAACUCUGUAAAUGCUGUAUCGUUUGGUUUCGUUGCGACUGCUAUUCUUAUUUCUAUGUUCUUAGUAAUGGCGAUUUUCGAGAGGUUUCUCCGGCGAAGACCAUCGUCGUCCGGUGGUGAUCGGAAUAGUUCCGAUCAAAUGAGAGUCCAGAGGAAACUUGAUUACCCUUCUCCUGAGAUGACUUUUUAUGCGAAUGGAGUAUCAGUACUGAUGCCUGGGGAAGAAGUUCCUACCUUCAUUGCACAUCCUGUACCCGCGCCUUCUCCUAUGGAAUGUACAUCUCAACCCCUUCAUCAUCAAAACGACGCGUCUCCUUCAAGUCCAGCCUCAACUUCUACUAGUCAUAGCUCCAGUUGACAACAAUACAGAUAUGAAAUUGAAAUUUAUGGUUGUCACUCACAAAAACCUCUAUGUGAAAGUAGAUAUUUGUUAGGAAAAAUGUCCACUCAUACA
Solanum verrucosum is the source of this 855-nucleotide messenger RNA. RefSeq lists its product as uncharacterized. Lineage: Eukaryota; Viridiplantae; Streptophyta; Magnoliopsida; Solanales; Solanaceae. Bases 283 to 759 code for a protein of 158 amino acids. The record is from RefSeq and is a predicted model, not a curated record. The transcript is spliced from 2 exons.